UCCCCUUGAGAGAGCUGCACCACAAACACAGAGAGAGAGAGAGAAGGCUAUGUUCCAACUUCUCUCAUGAUUCCAUUUUCCCCUCCUUUUUUCACCUAUUCUCUAAUAAAAUAUCAUUAAUGUCUUACGAAAUAAUGGGUUUUUGUUUUUAUAAGACAUGGUAAUUUUUAUUUUUCUAGAGAUAAACAUGGUGAUGAGUGUUGCUCACUACCAAAUGAGCUAGCCUAGCUGAUGAUUAUGAUAACACUUGUCACCUUUUUAGUUGGAGACUUGUUCAUUAUUGUUCUUCUACUUUCUUUUUUUGCCAUUUAUUUUUCGUGCAAAUUUUUGUCUCGGAAGCAACAACAGUUAUGAUGGAGUCAAUGGAGUCAUGUGUCCCACCUGGAUUCCGGUUCCACCCGACGGACGAGGAGCUUGUUGGGUAUUAUCUGAGGAAGAAGGUCGCAUCGCAGAAGAUUGAUCUCGAUGUCAUCAGAGACAUUGAUCUCUAUAGGAUCGAACCAUGGGAUCUUCAAGAGAGGUGCCGGAUCGGAUACGAGGAGCAAAGCGAGUGGUAUUUCUUCAGUCACAAGGAUAAGAAAUAUCCAACGGGGACAAGGACUAACAGAGCAACCAUGGCUGGUUUCUGGAAAGCAACGGGGCGAGACAAGGCGGUGUACGAUAAAUCCAAGCUGAUCGGAAUGAGGAAGACCCUUGUUUUCUACAAAGGAAGAGCUCCUAAUGGACAGAAAACCGACUGGAUCAUGCAUGAAUACAGGCUUGAAUCCGACGAGAAUGGACCUCCACAGGAAGAAGGCUGGGUUGUUUGUCGAGCAUUUAAGAAGAAAACAACUGGUCAAACCAAGAACAUUGAAGUGUGGGAUUCAAGCUACGACGAACCAAGUGGCAUUAGCUCAGUGGUUGAUCCACUAGACUACUUGUCUAGGCAACCCCAGAAUUUUUUACCUCCGAGUUACUUGUGUAAGCAAGAGACCGAGGCUGAAAACUUAAACUUUGUCCACUCCGAUCAGUUCGUACAGCUUCCUCAGCUAGAGAGCCCAUCUCUGCCAUUAAUAAAAAAGCAGACCUCCAUAUCUCUAAUACCCGAGAAUAAUAAUAAUACCAAUCACAAAGAAGAAGAAGAUCAUCUGCUGAAGAUAAUGUGCAACAACAACAACAAUGAGAAAGUGACUGACUGGAGAACCCUCGACAAGUUUGUUGCUUCUCAGUUGAGCCAUGAAGAUAGAUACCAUGGUGAAGUAGCAGUUUCAUGCUUUGAUGCUGCAGAUAAUAACAUUAACAACUCAGACAUGGCAUUGCUGUUGUUACAGAGUAGUGGUAGAGAAGAAGCCAACAAAUUGAACGAGUUCUUGAACUCGAGCUCGGAUUGUGAUAUUGGAAUAUGCAUAUUUGAUAAAUGAAGGGUGGGGGAGAGAAAAAGGAGACCAUGAACAGAGUUUUAUCAGUUAAUUAAUAUUAUAAACGUUUGAUGCAUAACGAGACCUAUUUUUUGUAAAAUAUACAUAUACAUAUAUAUGGUUGUGAAAUGAGUGAAGAAACUCUCCUUUAAUCCCUAUCUCUCCCAUGGAAUAUUGCAUGCAUGUAAUUUCUCAAGUACUGUCUAACAGCUUAAGGAAAUUCUGAAGUAUACUGCAGAUACAGUAACUGCAAUACUACACCAUGGAUACGGGCAUACUGUGCCUGCAUUUUCAAAGAGUGAAAGUUUUACUAUCUCUAAAGCUCGUAUUAUUUUAGGUUGUAAAUUGAAAACAAAAAGUAGUUUCGGAUGUUGGAUUUUAAUUUAAACAUAUUGGAUUGCCAACCCAUUAUGCAA
Gossypium arboreum is the source of this 1813-nucleotide messenger RNA. RefSeq names its product NAC domain-containing protein 37-like. The record is from RefSeq and is a predicted model, not a curated record. The coding region runs from base 351 to 1400 and encodes 349 amino acids. The transcript is spliced from 4 exons. Gene Ontology annotation, molecular function: DNA binding. Gene Ontology annotation, biological process: regulation of DNA-templated transcription. NCBI's taxonomy places the organism in Eukaryota, Viridiplantae, Streptophyta, Magnoliopsida, Malvales, Malvaceae.